This is a messenger RNA of Fonsecaea multimorphosa CBS 102226, 1533 nucleotides long. RefSeq lists its product as uncharacterized. Gene Ontology annotation, molecular function: succinate-semialdehyde dehydrogenase (NAD+) activity. The record is from RefSeq and is a predicted model, not a curated record. The transcript has 2 exons. Bases 1 to 1533 code for a protein of 510 amino acids. NCBI's taxonomy places the organism in Eukaryota, Fungi, Ascomycota, Eurotiomycetes, Chaetothyriales, Herpotrichiellaceae.
AUGGCACCCAGCCUCCCCUUCUCACUAAAAGACCCGGACCUGCUGCGCCAGGACUCGUACGUGCACGGCGAGUGGGUGCAGGCCAAGAGCGGCAAGCGCUUCGACAUUGUCGACCCGGGCUCAGACAAGACCUUUGCCUCGUGCCCGGACAAUGCAGUCGAGGACGUCGACGCGGCGAUCCAGUCGUCGUACAAGGCGUUCCAGGAGUACAAGGUGCUGAACCCGCGCAAACGGGCGCAACUGCUGAUGAAAUGGCACGACCUCAUCACGGCCAACAAGGACGACCUGGCGCAGAUCCUGACGUACGAGACGGGCAAGCCGCUGGCCGAGAGCGUCGGCGAGCUCGACUACUCGCUGGGCUUCACGUGGUGGUUCGCGGGCGAGGCGGAACGCAUCCAGGGAUCGGUGUUUACUCCCUCAGCGCCGAACCGACGGACGUUUGUGAUCAAGCAGCCCAUCGGCGUCGCGGUGGCGCUCGUGCCCUGGAACUUCCCCAUCGCCAUGAUCCUGCGGAAGGCCGGCGCGGCGUUCGCGGCCGGUUGCACCAUGGUGGUCAAACCGUCCCCGGAGACGCCCCUGACCUGCCUGAGCCUGGCGUACCUGGCGACCAAGGCCGGGUUCGCUCCGGGCGUGUUCAACGUCCUGACCACCAGUCUCGAGAACACGCCGUCGCUCAGCGAGGCCAUGUGCGUGCACCCGCUGACCAAGAAGGUGACAUUCACGGGAUCCACGCGCGUAGGCAAGAUCGUUGCGGGACUGUGCGCCAAGAACCUGAAAAAAUGCACCCUCGAGCUGGGCGGCAACUGUCCGUUCAUCGUCUUCGACGACGCCGACCUCGAACAGGCCCUCGCGCAGUUCAUGGCCCUGAAAUGGCGCCACGCGGGCCAGGCCUGCAUCUCGGCCAACCGCCUGUACGUGCAGUCCGGGGUGUACGAGAAAUUCACGCAGAUGCUGGUCGAAAAGACAAAAACCCUCAAGGUCGGCCACGGCGCCGAAAAGGGCACCACCAUGGGUCCCGUCACCACCCCUCGAGGUCUCGCCAAGGCACAAGAACAGGCCGCCGACGCGGUCAAGCACGGCGCCAGGCUUUUGUUGGGCACGGGCAAGGCGCACAAGGGCUCCACGGCGGACGAGGGCGCGGGCGCCGGAAAGGGCGUCGGCGGAUACUUCAUGGACCCGACCAUCCUGGCCGACAUGAAUGAGGAGAUGCUGCUCGCCAAAGAGGAGACGUUCGCGCCCGUCACGGGUAUCUUCAAGUUCGAGAAGGAAGAAGAGGCCGUGAGGUGGGCCAACGACACGUCCAUGGGCCUGGCCAGUUAUGCGUUUACAAAGAACGUGGAUCGUCUGUGGAGGAUGCUGGAGAACUUGGAGGCCGGUAUGAUUGGAUUGAACACCGGCAACUCCUCCGCCGCAGAGUCCCCCUUCGGCGGCAUCAAGGAGAGCGGCUACGGCAAGGAGUCCGGCAAGGACGUCGCCGUCAACGAGUACCUGAUCUCCAAGACGGGCACUUUCACUAUUGAUGGGCAGUAUUAG